CGUCAACAACCUCGAGGUUGCGUCCCAUCCCGAGCUCCGAGCAAGUGCAGCUCCCCCGGCCAUGGCGGCGGCGGCGCAGAGGCUCCUCUUGGCGAGCACGAAGAUCGUCGCGGUCGGGCGCAACUACGUGGCCCACGCCAAGGAGCUCGGCAACCCAGUCCCCAAGGAGCCGGUGCUGUUCCUGAAGCCGACCUCGUCCUUCCUCCACGCGGGCGUGGCCACCGCCGCCGUCGAGGUGCCCGAGCCGCUCGAGUCGCUGCACCACGAGGUCGAGCUCGCCGUCGUCAUCUCCCGCCGCGCGCGCGAUGUACCCGAGGCCUCCGCCAUGGACUUCGUUGGAGGGUAUGCGCUUGCUUUGGACAUGACAGCAAGGGACCUUCAAUCGGUCGCUAAGUCUGCAGGUCUUCCUUGGACUUUGGCUAAAGCACAGGAUACCUUCACUCCAAUUAGUGCAGUGGUUCCAAAAUCAGCUAUCCCUAAUCCUGAUGAUCUAGAGCUGUGGCUAAAGGUGGAUGAUGAACUUAAGCAGAAAGGGCCUACAAGUGAUAUGAUAUUCAAGGUUCCUUUUCUAAUCAGUUAUAUCAGUUCAAUCAUGACAUUGAUGGAGGGUGAUGUGAUAUUAACCGGUACACCUGAGGGUGUAGGCCCUGUCCGAAUAGGACAGAAGAUCAAAGCUGGUAUAACUGGCAUCAUUGAGGCCGAAUUUGAUGUUCAGAGGCGCAGCCGGACAUUUUCUGCCUGAUGUAACAACGUAGAAACUAUGGGAAAAUAACAUUGGAUCAGAUUGUCCACUAGUGAUGUCUGCAAGUUAAACUGCAAAUCAACUGUUUUGCAGCGCCAUUCCUGAGUUACCACCACUGUAUCCAGCAAAC
This is a messenger RNA of Lolium rigidum, 872 nucleotides long. Its product is annotated as probable acylpyruvase FAHD2, mitochondrial. The record is from RefSeq and is a predicted model, not a curated record. Gene Ontology annotation, molecular function: acetylpyruvate hydrolase activity. NCBI's taxonomy places the organism in Eukaryota, Viridiplantae, Streptophyta, Magnoliopsida, Poales, Poaceae. Gene Ontology annotation, cellular component: mitochondrion. The coding region runs from base 62 to 742 and encodes 226 amino acids. The transcript has 8 exons.